GCUGCGCCUUCGCUGCCUCAGCGCAAAGCCUUGUCCUUUUCUUGUUCAGCCUGUUGUGGCGCACAUAUACCAGCAUGGCCAGGUCAGAUGUCGUCCCGAAGCCUCUUGCCUCAAUGAGAUCCAGCAGCCGGUCCCGACGCGAAUCUUCUUCGUCAUAUAGUAGCGAUGCAUACUCGCCGCUCCCACCUGGACUUUGGACUCUGGAUGUACACGGUAACUGCUCGAAGUGCCACCACCACCACAGCUCCGCAAGAGUUCAAAUCAACAUCUCCCGUAGCCCCAAUGGUACCACUCACGUUAGGUGUGAAAGAUGCAGAGAGAAAUGGCUUACAUUUGGGGGCCGCAAUCAAACUCAACUCUCCUUGCUUUCCGUUGAUUCCGUUCCACCAAAUCCUACGGCGGUCCAUGUUCGAUACUCACUGAUCAACAUGAUUCGAUCAGCCACGGCUGUUGCAGCACUCUCUCCAGUCCUAGCGGGUAUUGCUGAGCUACCGACACCAGCUGUUCCGUCUCGUCAGCAAUCCUACCAUGUUACCUCGCUUGACGACCCUGGAGCGGUUGAUUCUUUUGGCCAUAUUGCGGAAGAUACUAUCCUGCAACCUCAAGUACUAGUAGGAUCGCCCACGGCCCUCUCAGUACAGCCAGGUAACACCCAAAGAUACGGGAUUCAUACAGGGAGAUAUAUUGCACAUCUCAAGGAGAAUCUAGGUUUGCGAUUCCCUGCACUCCAUCGAGCAAAUUUGAGUCGCAGGUUUGGCAUUACCAAACCGUCCAAAAUUUCUUCCAAUCGUUUGGGUAAACACCCUGUUAAAACAGGGAAUUCAAGAGAGGGAAUGCUGAACACCAAUUGUGAACCUAUCACCGUCACACCAGAGGAGUUCAUUCAGCAAGAGACAAUGCAGGGGCAGCCAAGUCAAGAGUCUGGUCGCUUUUUUGAAUCCCCUCUACCAAGUACUACAGCCGCACACUUUCUCGCAACAUUAGCCAGAGAUUCGACAAAUCUGGGUGCUUUGACUGAGGAAGAGAAAGUCAUCUGGGUGCGGGCAAAGUGCACUGAGUUUGCAGAAUGGGCCGCACAAGCAAGAAAUUCCCACGUCACGGUUCCUGUGGGGACGUCUAUUGACGCGACUUACACGAUACGGACCCCACAGCACGAGGAAGGAAAUCUAAGACAAAGGCUGCCUACUGACAUUCUCGGAGUGGGAAGUCACUAUGGUCUUUUCGACGGGCUUUACCCGAUGCGAGCGCACACACUCAGCAUCAGUCCAAACACCUCUGAAGCCGAGACAGCCGUUGACGACAACACCACUGUCGCGUCUGCUCCGCGCUACUCGUGGUCUGAACACCGUCUUCGGCGUAGCGGAGAGACCCGAUUUUGAUGAGAUGGACUGCUGUUCUAUUUUCAGAUUCUAUGACUCACGAAUGAAAUGUCUUUCGAGCCUAGACGCAAC
This is a messenger RNA of Boeremia exigua, 1451 nucleotides long. RefSeq lists its product as uncharacterized. The transcript has 4 exons. Lineage: Eukaryota; Fungi; Ascomycota; Dothideomycetes; Pleosporales; Didymellaceae. The record is from RefSeq and is a predicted model, not a curated record. Bases 75 to 1379 code for a protein of 434 amino acids.